Molecule: messenger RNA, 2641 nt
Organism: Morus notabilis
Lineage: Eukaryota; Viridiplantae; Streptophyta; Magnoliopsida; Rosales; Moraceae
Product: serine/threonine protein phosphatase 2A regulatory subunit B''beta
Exons: 13
Coding region: 260-1879 (539 amino acids)
Biological process (GO): protein dephosphorylation
Cellular component (GO): protein phosphatase type 2A complex
Molecular function (GO): protein phosphatase regulator activity; calcium ion binding
Source: RefSeq, a predicted model, not a curated record
GGCAGUUCAUUCGCUCAGAAAUUGCAUCGAUCUCAGAAGAAAUUUUCCUGCUCAUUUUCCCUCCGUUUCUCUCCCCAAUUACAUCCACCUUCCUCAAUCCAUAAGGAAACAAAGCGACUUUUCAAGCCCCUCAAAGAUCUAGGGUUUCUUCCACUUCUUCGAAACUCACAAGUAUUGAUAAAUUAGGUUGGGCAUUGGAGUGAACGCUCUCAGCUUCGGAUUUUGAAUCUAGGGUUCGGUGAUCUGUAUAUGUGUUUCGAUGAGCAUGGAAAUCGUGGGCGAUGCGGCGUCGUUCGACGCCGAGUUGUUUCAGCUUUCGGAGGUUUCUCCUUUGGCGCUCAAAUCGAAUCCGAGUUUCGUCGAGACGCUGUUCGAGCAUUGGCUUUCGCUUCCCGACAGCAAUCGGCUGGUAACGUCGCUGAUUAACGAUGCUAAAGCAGGCGGUCCCUUGAAUGUCCCUGGAAACUCGUCUAGUCCGCAUGCCAUUUCGGGCAAUUCUUUGCCUUCCAUGUUUCCCGCGGGCAGUGCACCUCCCCUAUCACCAAGGAGUACAUCUGGCUCCCCUCGCAUAAUGAAACAUAGGGCUGGCCCUUCUAAUUUAGGUUCUCCCCUGAAACUAGUUAGUGAGCCAGUUAAAGAAUUGAUACCUCAGUUUUACUUUCAAAAUGGGCGUCCUGUCACAAAUGAACUAAAAGAACAAUGUCUGUAUAAAAUUAAUCAGUUUUUCUAUGGCCACUUGGACGGGCUGCAGAUAAAUGAAUUUAAAUCUGUUACAAAGGAAGUUUGCAAGCUGCCAUCAUUCUUCUCCACAGCUCUUUUCAAAAAGAUUGAUGCUAGCAACACUGGUUUUGUAACAAGAGAUGCGUUUGUUGAUUAUUGGAUCAACGGAAAUAUGUUGACUAUGGACAUUGCUACCCAGAUAUAUACUAUUCUAAAGCAACCUGAUCUCAAGUACCUCACUCAGGAGGACUUUAAGCCUGUGCUUCGAGAACUUUUGGCAACUCAUCCAGGGUUAGAGUUCCUACAGAGCACACCUGAGUUUCAGGAAAGAUAUGCUGAAACUGUAAUAUACAGGAUAUUUUACUACAUAAAUAGAGCUGGGAAUGGUCAUCUUACCCUCAGGGAGUUGAAACGUGGAAACUUGAUUGAUGCAAUGCAACAUGCAGAUGAAGAAGAGGACAUCAACAAAGUUUUGAGGUACUUCUCGUAUGAACAUUUUUAUGUUAUAUACUGCAAAUUUUGGGAGCUGGAUGCGGACCAUGAUUUCUUGAUCGACAAGGAGAAUCUCAUCAGAUAUGGUAACCAUGCACUUACAUAUCGGAUUGUUGAUAGAAUAUUCACUCAGAUCCCAAGAAAGUUUACUAGUAGAGUUGAAGGAAAAAUGGGAUAUGAAGAUUUUGUUUACUUCAUACUCUCAGAGGAGGAUAAAUCGUCUGAGCCCAGUCUUGAGUAUUGGUUCAAGUGCAUAGAUUUGGAUGGAAAUGGAAUUAUAACACGAAAUGAACUGCAAUUCUUUUAUGAGGAGCAGUUGCAUCGAAUGGAAUGCAUGGCUCAGGAGCCUGUUCUUUUUGAGGAUAUAUUAUGCCAGAUAAUUGACAUGAUUGGACCAGAGAACGAGAACUAUAUUACCCUCCGUGACUUGAAAGGCUGUAAACUUUCAGGAAGUGUAUUCAAUAUUCUCUUCAAUCUCAAUAAGUUUAUGGCCUUUGAAACUCGUGAUCCAUUUCUUAUCCGCCAGGAACGUGAAAAUCCAACCUUGACAGAGUGGGAUCGGUUUGCACAUAGAGAAUAUAUUAGACUUUCUAUGGAAGAAGAUGUUGAAGAUGCCUCCAACGGAAGCGCUGAAGUUUGGGACGAAUCACUUGAGGCUCCCUUCUGAGUUCAUUAAAAAGUUCUAAGUUCUGACUAAAAUUUCUUAAUUCAUCUUUGAACUGGCCAUCCGAGAAAGGAACUGCUGUCAACUCAUAGGAUCAGCCGUUGGAAGUGUAGACAACUACAACCCUAUUCAAACGGGAACUCUGAGGUUGGCAGUAUGGGAGGUGUCAUGUGCCAGCAGUAAUAAUAUUCAGAUCUUCAUGUGCAUUCAUCCACACAUUAUUAUCGGUUACGGUGGAUGCCGCCGUUGCAUCAUACGAGUUGCAGGAGGACUAGCUGUCUGCUGAGAGGUGAUUAAACAGAGCCAAGAUUAAAGUAUUUAAGAACACUCAAUUCCUCCCUCUCACCCCUUCUUCUAGUUCCCCCCCAACAAUAUUUAACCUCCAGUUGUAAGUUAUCAGCUAUGUUAGUUUUUUCCUCUUCUUUUUUCUCCUGCACAAAAAAAAAAAAAAAAAUUCUUUUAGCUAGUGCUUGGUUCUUUAGACACCUUUCGUUUAAAAAAGAGCUAUUUGGUGGUUUCAGUAUGUUUCUUGUGUCUAGGAAUUUUGAAUCGGUCUUUGGUCAUUCUCAAUUGAUUUUCGAUGUUUAAUAGUUAUGUGUUCGGUUCUUGUGUACGUUUUCCAUGUUUUUCCUUCAUGGUAAGUGAUAACAACACCGAACAAACAUAUCACUAAAUUUUCCGAGCCAAAAAAAAAAAAAACAACAAAAAACCUAUCGCAAAAUUUUAUUGAAGGAAAAAACACAGUACUUCGGUUCCCUAUCAUAG